AUGUGGAUCUCUUCGAGACCUCGAACGGGAAUCAGGGUGGACGGACAACCGAUAGAACUCGUCGAUGAGUUCUGUUACCUGGGCUGUAUGCUGAAGAACAACGACAGCUACGAGAGAGAUGUUCAGCAAAAGUGCGCUGAGGUCACUUCUGCAUUUAACUCCUUAUCGAAGUGCCUGUGGUCGAUCUCCAUCACCAACGAAGUCAAGCUGCGAGUCUACCGAUCCGCAGUUCGCCCCAUCAUGAUGUACAGAUCGGAGACUUGGGCAGCACCAUCAACGGUUGUGGAGAGGCUUGAUUACACGGAACGAAAGCUACUUAAAUGGCUAUUUGGCUACAUUUGGCCUAGGGUAUGCCAAAUGAAGAUCUUUAGGCAGAAAUUGGUGUUGUAUACCGGACACGUGGAAGAUAUCAACAUCUCGCAACGCCAUCGAAAGUGGCUGAAGUCAAUAGUCUUCGCCUCUUUUGUCAUAUAUUAA
Messenger RNA from Necator americanus (New World hookworm), 477 nucleotides. RefSeq lists its product as uncharacterized. NCBI's taxonomy places the organism in Eukaryota, Metazoa, Nematoda, Chromadorea, Rhabditida, Ancylostomatidae. The transcript has a single exon. The coding region runs from base 1 to 477 and encodes 158 amino acids. The record is from RefSeq and is a predicted model, not a curated record.